CGCCCUUCCCGUUCGCUGUGGCUGUAGGUCCCCCCGCAGAUGGUUUGGGGUCCCGGGUGUUUGGGGUGGGGAAUGGAAAAAGCACCCCCAUCCCAAUUCCUAUUAUAAAAAAGGUGGGGAGCAUUGAAGACGAUCCAGAAGGUGGUGUACCGGCUCCUUCUACCUCCUCCCCACCACAACAUCAUUUUUUCUGAACAUGAAAUAUUCUGAGCUGAGCCCGUAGUUGGAAAGCCCGCCCUUAAGAGAGAGAGAGACAGAGACUUGGUCGGUUGGACUCCGGUUUGAUUGUAUAAUAAUGAUGAUAUAAUGCUAAUGACGAUGAUGACACCGCCUUUUAUUUUUACCCCGGUGCUGAUAAAGCAUAGCCACAGCUGGGGAUAAAGCCCUUGAAAUUUUGAUGGGUGAGGAGGGAUAUGCUGUUGCUUUUGGAGUUGUGGUUUUUAUUUGGAAAGACAGGCUUUUUUUUUUUUUUUUUUUUUUUUUUUUUUUUUAGAAUUAAAAUUAGGCAAUAGGUAGCCUGACUUUUUAAAGUCCCAUAUAGCCAAUGGUAGUAAAAUGGAUACCAGGCUGCUGCCUUGACUAAUGAAAAGCUAAACGCUUUUACUUGGGUAUAAUUCCAUGAGUUAAGUCUCCCUUUUCCUUUGAAUUUCUCAACAGAUCUUUUUAAAAAAAUGAAGAAGUUUAAUUUCCGGAAAGUUUUGGAUGGCUUAACUGCCUCCUCCCCUGGCAGUGGGAGCAGCAGCGGCAGUAACAGUGGCGGUGGGGCUGGAAGCGGUGCCCUGCACUCUGGAGGGCCUCUCCGAGAAGAGAUCCAGGAAUCCCUGACCUCAGAGUAUUUCCAGAUUUGCAAGACAGUCCGGCAUGGUUUUCCUUAUCAGCCCACAGCAUUAGCCUUUGAUCCAGUUCAGAAAAUCUUGGCUAUUGGGACGAGAACAGGUGCUAUACGAAUACUCGGAAGACCUGGUGUUGAUUGUUAUUGCCAACAUGAAAGUGGUGCAGCUGUCCUGCAGCUUCAAUUCUUGAUCAAUGAGGGUGCUUUGGUCAGUGCAGGUUCAGAUGAUACACUUCAUUUGUGGAACCUUAGACAAAAAAGACCAGCUAUUCUUCAUUCUCUUAAAUUUAAUCGAGAACGAAUUACUUACUGUCAUCUACCUUUCCAGAGUAAAUGGCUCUAUGUUGGAACAGAAAGAGGAAAUACACAUAUUGUAAAUAUUGAAUCUUUCAUUCUUUCUGGAUAUGUCAUCAUGUGGAACAAGGCAAUUGAACUAUCCACAAAGACUCAUCCAGGUCCAGUUGUACAUUUAAGUGAUAGCCCAAGAGAUGAAGGGAAACUGCUAAUAGGUUAUGAAAAUGGUACUGUGGUAUUCUGGGACUUGAAAUCUAAAAGAGCAGAACUGAGACUUUAUUAUGAUGAGGCUAUUCAUUCAAUUGAUUGGCAUCAUGAGGGCAGACAGUUCAUGUGCAGCCAUUCAGAUGGUAGCUUGACUUUGUGGAACCUGAAAAACCCAAGCCGUCCUUUCCAGAUCACAAUUCCACAUGGAAAAAGUCAAAGAGAAGGAAGAAAAUCUGAAUCUUGUAAGCCAAUACUUAAAGUAGAAUACAAGACCUGUAGAAACAGCGAACCAUUUAUAAUAUUUUCUGGUGGACUGUCCUAUGACAAAGCUUGCAGAAGACCAAGUUUAACCAUCAUGCAUGGAAAAGCAAUUACAGUACUUGAAAUGGAUCAUCCUAUUGUUGAAUUUCUAACUUUAUGUGAAACACCCUAUCCUAAUGAAUUUCAAGAACCCUAUGCAGUCGUAGUACUUCUGGAGAAAGAUCUCAUUGUAGUUGAUUUGACACAAAGCAACUUUCCAAUCUUUGAAAAUCCAUAUUCCAUGGACAUACAUGAGUCACCAGUUACGUGCACAGCCUACUUUGCUGAUUGCCCACCAGAUUUGAUACUAGUACUCUACGCUAUAGGAGUCAAGCAUAAAAAACAAGGAUACAGUAAUAAGGAGUGGCCAAUCACUGGAGGAGCUUGGAACCUUGGGACACAGACAUAUCCAGAAAUUAUUAUUACUGGUCAUGCAGAUGGAUCAAUAAAAUUUUGGGAUGCUUCUGCAAUGACUCUACAGAUGCUAUACAAGCUAAAGACUUCAAAAGUGUUUGAAAAACAGAAAAUAGGAGAUGGAAAACAAACAUGUGAAAUUGUAGAGGAAGAUCCAUAUGCCAUUCAGAUGAUUUACUGGUGUCCAGAGAGCAGAAUAUUCUGUGUCUCAGGAGUCUCUGCAUAUGUAAUAAUUUAUAAAUUCAGUAGACAUGAAAUUACAACAGAAAUAGUGUCAUUAGAGGUACGGCUUCAGUAUGAUGUUGAAGAUAUUAUUACCCCGGAAACAGAAACAAGUCCUCCAUUUCCAGAUCUUUCAUCUCAGCUUCCUUCUUCAAGGAGUCCUUCCGGGAGCACUAACACUGUGUCCAGUGAAGGAGUAACAAAGGACAGUAUCCCAUGUCUCAAUGUUAAGACACGACCAGUGCGGAUGCCACCAGGUUAUCAAGCAGAACUUGUUAUUCAGUUGGUGUGGGCGGAUGGUGAACCCCCUCAACAGAUUACUAGUCUUGCUGUAAGUUCAGCAUAUGGAAUAGUUGCAUUUGGGAACUGCAAUGGGUUGGCUGUAGUGGAUUUUAUACAGAAGACAGUACUAUUAAGCAUGGGGACCAUUGACCUAUAUAGAUCAAGUGACUUAUACCAACGACAACCACGGUCUCCUCGAAAAAACAAGCAGUUCAUUGCAGACAACUUUUGCAUGCGUGGCCUGUCUAACUUUUAUCCUGAUUUAACGAAACGGAUCCGUACUUCUUAUCAGAGUUUAACUGAGCUGAAUGACAAUCCAGUUCCCCUGGAUCUUGAACGCUGCAAGUCUCCCACUUCAGGACUUCCUACCAGAACUCCUGAGGCAGCACUUGGCUUUAGGAAUGAAAUGCCAGCUGUGAGACAGAGGAAUCAAGUCCAUCAUUUGCCAGUUAAAGGAUCAAGAAAGUUAAGUCUGCCAACAGAUCUUAAGGCUGAUCUUGAUAAUGUGAAUGGACACUGCACAAGCCCAACUUCUCAGAGCUGCAGUUCUGGAAAACGCCUUUCCAGUGCUGAUGUUUCCAAAGUAAACCGCUGGGGUCCGGGAAGACCGCCUUUUCGUAAAGCACAGUCAGCUGCCUGCAUGGAGAUUUCCUUACCAGUUACAACAGAAGACAGCCGAGAAAAUUCCUAUAGUCGUUCUAGAAGCUCUAGCAUUUCCAGUAUUGACAAAGACUCAAAAGAAGCAAUUACAGCACUGUACUUCAUGGAGUCCUUCGCUCGGAAAAACGACUCCACCAUCUCCCCUUGUUUGUUUGUUGGAACUAGUCUGGGGAUGGUGUUAAUCAUGCCCCUGAGCCUGCCUUCAGCAGAGGAACAAAGACUCACAGAGCCAGUCAUGGUAUUGCCAAGCGGUACAUUCCUCUCAUUGAAAGGAGCUGUGCUAACAUUCUCCUGUAUGGAUAGAACUGGCGGAUUAAUGCAGCCACCAUAUGAAGUUUGGAGGGACCCAAACAGCACAGAUGAAAAUGAAAAAUCUUGGAGAAGGAAGUUGGUCAUGAACUGCCCCUCUCUGUCACAGGAAGUAGGAGAUCAUCAGUAUACAAUCGUCUGCUCAGAAAAACAAGCCAAAGUUUUCUCACUGCCUUCUCAGACUUGCCUUUAUGUUCAUAACAUCACCGAGACAUCUUUUAUACUGCAAGCUGAUGUGGUGGUCAUGUGUAACAGUGCCUGCUUGGCAUGCUUUUGUGCCAAUGGGCAUAUCAUGAUAAUGAGCCUGCCUAGUCUUCGCCCAAUGUUGGAUGUUAAUUAUUUGCCACUGACAGACAUGAGGAUAGCACGGACAUUCUGUUUUACUAAUGAAGGGCAGGCAUUAUACCUGGUCUCUCCUACGGAAAUUCAGCGGUUAACGUACAGCCAAGAAAUGUGUGAUAAUCUACAGGACAUGCUGGGAGAUUUGUUUACCCCCAUAGAGACACCAGAAGCUCAAAACAGAGGUUUCCUAAAGGGACUGUUUGGUGGAAGUGGACAAACUUUUGACAGAGAAGAGCUCUUCGGGGAGGCGGCGGCAGGAAAAGCGUCCCGCAGCCUGGCCCAGCACAUCCCCGGCCCCGGCAGCAUAGAGGGGAUGAAGGGCGCUGCGGGCGGGGUGAUGGGGGAGCUGACCCGAGCGAGGAUCGCGCUGGACGAGCGGGGGCAGAGGCUGGGGGAGCUGGAGGAGAAGACGGCGGGCAUGAUGACCAGCGCGGAGGCGUUUUCCAAGCACGCACACGAGUUAAUGCUGAAAUACAAGGAUAAGAAAUGGUACCAAUUCUAACUUCUACAGAAGCUGUGACUGCUUUGAGAAACCAUUAUUCAGGGAAACCAAAUUUAAUUCCCAGCAUCACCAUUCAACCGCUAGAAGCCAGUUUCUUCUAUAAACGUCCGUUACAGCCCAUCUGAAGUUACCGCGAGAGAGACUUGUCAGAGACACUGUACAACCGGAAGGCUGGAACCCUGGCCAGAACCCCGAGGUAUGGCUGCGUUUGCCGUCUCCCCCGUGGAAUGGAGCUGUCGUCUUGGCAUGCCAUUGACUAAGGAUCUACAUUUAGGAACUACGGGGAGUCCUCCUGAUUUGAAAAAAAAACCUGUACAAACAAAAAGCAUUAAUGCACUUAAUGAAAAAAACCUUUGCAUGAUAAAUUAACAUCUUAAGAGGAAAAGAAAAAAAGCAUGUUGUGACAGAAGAAAAAAAGAUUAAUGGUAAACUAUUUUUAUAAAUUGGGCCACAUCCCGCAAUUUAAAAAAUCUGCAUUAGAAGUUAUCAGUGCACUUCUAGUACAUUUACCAUUCAACUGAAAAGGAAAACAAAACCAAAAUUUUCUUCUCAUCUAUAACUUUCAUUAGACUAAAACAUGACUGAAUUCUGGUGGCAAGCAUCUGAUUGACUUUCCUCUCACUCAUAAUAUAUCAUUCACAGUUCUUGGUCAUAAUCAAGUAUUGCCAAUACAGUAAAUUAUCUCUGACACAAUUAUUUCCAUUUCUAUCACUUUCAGAACAAGUUGCCAUUUUUAGUCACAAACCAUGCAGGGUUGGGACACCGCAAAGCAUUUUCCAGCUGGUUUUUCUCUGCAGGGGAGCUGACUGAUAGGUUUGGGAAACUGGACUGAUUCUAGGCACAAUGCAUUUAGCGUGGAGGACUGAUUUCACACCCUCUGGUUUCCGUUUCUGAGGUGGUAGUCUCAGUGCUCCACUGGUGUCCUUGUCUGCCGGUUACACAGUAUAUUACUGUUCACGCCCAGCGGGUCUGCAAUCCAAAGGUGCUCCUGCAGCCGGACACUCAGAGACCAAACUGGUCCUUCUCUUCAACGUGAUUCAGUAAAACCUCAGUUAAUGUUUUGGGAAAGGAAUUCUGAUUUCUUACAUUUCUGAUUAACAAGGGCUUUCAUUAGGAAAUAAUUUUGGUUCAAUAAUCUUUAUAAAAUAUAGUGGUGUUUUUGCUACCUUAGUCACCAUUAUGCACAACAGAAAUACAUAGAGAGUUUAUUGAUACAAAACCAAUAAUUCUGCCGUUCAUUAGACUAAGUGAUAUAAAGUAGAGGGUUAUUGUCAAUAGAUACCAAAUACCUAUUCUUUAUUUAAAAAUGUCUUCAUCAUGAAAUAAAGACCAUCCUUCACAUGACAAAAGGCAUCUAUCAUAACUCAACAGAUGACAACUUGAGGCAAAACAAAAGAAGCACACCUGCUGUCAUUAUUUAACAUGAGGUUGGAAGUCAAAAGAGUAUAUGCAGGUUUAAUAAUAAUAAUAAUAAUGGGUUUGGCUUAUUUAAUUUUGAUUAAUCAAGAUCUUACAAGAUGUACAUUUGUGUCUUAAGAAUUCAGCAUUUCCCUGAAGUCAGGUUCUUUUAAUAGCCAAAAAUAGUAUUUCUUGGGUUUUUUUAAAAAAGAUUUUAAAAAAUCUUUAGGGAAUGUGAAGUGUUACUUCCUUUAAUUGUUCUUAGUCAUUUUGAGAAGAGCCAAGAUGAUUGAAAGAGUCAGCUAAUGUAUGCCAGGAUAGCGUUUCUCAGACUCCUUGAAUUCGCCCAAUGUCUCAUGAAAGCCUCUCCAUGAAGCUCUCCAGAGUCCUGUGAGCAGUUAGGGUAAUGAAAUCAGACUUCAAAAUGCAACACAAUACAUAAAAUGAUAUAGUAAAAAUGUUAAAGAAACUUGAGACCAGGAUUUGGGAAACAUUGGAACUACUUGUACCAUCUUUUUCAAGGACCCAGUUUUCUGAACAAAUAUUUUAUCAUUUCUAUAUUAAAAAAAAAAAACUUUAAAAGACUAAAAUAUUAAUUUUAGGAACAAUGAAAUUCACUCCAAAGUGGCACUAAGUACACUAUCUCUGAAGUCCCCAGUAAGAUCUGAUUAACUUGGCCUGUGUUGGGAUGUCUCAGCCAUGGCUACUGUCCACUCACUCUCCAUUGUGGGGACCGUCCUCUGCACCUUAGGAUGUUCAGCAGCAACCCUGGUCUCUGCCCACCAGAUGCCAGGAGCAACGCCUGAGUAAUGACAAUCACAAAUGUCUCCAGCCAUUGCCAAAACUGCUCCCAAUUGAGAGCCACUGUUCUACAUCAUUUAAGGACAGGUUAAGUGUGAAUAUGUAAUAUAUGUCUAGUAUAAAAUUAAACAUCAUAAGUGCACAGUGUCUUAAGAUAAAUUAUUAUAUCCAAAAUUACAUGUGUGGUUCAUAUGCAAUAAAAUCCUAUUUUGAAGAAAGCUUAUAUGAGUCAGUAAAAAACAACAGUUACAGAAUAUUUUAAAGCCUACAGAGAAAACACCAAAAAAGGAAGCAUAGCAUUUCACAGAAGUGCUUAAAACUCUGGCUUUAACGAAUAGAUAAAAAGUCUAUAAUUAGCACAAUUGGAAGUAAACAGGUGCUUCUGAAAUGCUUGAAAAGAACAGGUUCUUUUUAAAUUAAUCUUUCAAUAUUGUUUAUAUAAGCCCCUACAAUAAGGUAAGGGUAACUUUAUCCCACAAACUCCUGAUUAGUGGAAUACAAAUUAAUGAGGUUUUACUGUAUCAAAAUAAUUUUUAUAAUGCAAAGAGAUAGCAAUAACAAGAAUCUAAUGUGGAUGUGAUUUUCUCUUUGAACAUUUCUGUUGCACUCACCUUAGCACACAUGUGUGCACGCACGCACGCGCACACAUACACACACACAUACACAGCAUCAGCAUCAUUAUCUUUGGCAAACGAGUACUAUUGAUCCAUGUAAUUCUUCACAUCUCUCACAACUGUGUAAAUGUCUUGCCUCUGUCUUAGAGCAUAAGAAAAAUACUCCUAAUAACUAGACAAAGACAGAGCAAACGACUCUGAGCCUUAGUUGUCACAUUCUCUCUGCUAAGGUGGCGUUGGAAAAUGAGGUUUGCAAACCACAGCCUCUCCAAGUUGCCCUCCACCCCUCUGACUCCCUUCUUGUUAUCCCAGGAGAAAACGGGCCUCUGCACCCCCUUCAUCGUUGGGAACCUAGACGCGUUUGUUUUCCUGGUUCUAAUAAGCAAUAACACUUAUCAUGAAAUGGUCCACUUGUCCUGGAGCUAGGAGGGAAGGAUGACUGAUUUGUCAUUUAUUUUAAUCCUCCACAAAAGCAGGACUACUGGUUUUGCUUUCUGCACGUCUCUGAGACCCAGAGUUAGUGGCCCAGUCACCAGCAGGGUCGUUGUCUGACUAACUCUGGCAGGACAGUGGCAGAACGGACUGAGCUGUUUCCCGGUAAUUCAGUCACAGACAUUUUUUCAGAUCUUUUCUAUGGCAUUUGAAUGAUACAGCUAAUAAAUUAGGAUCCAGGGAUUGGUUAGAAGGGUGUUCCUUCUAUUAAUAGUUUGCUGCUGGGUUCCUUUUAUGUGACCCAUGUGACUAGCUUUAAAGGUACCAUCUAUCUGCUAUCUGAAUAAAGGAGGACCUUGACUUUGAAAAAGAAAAUUAAGAUUAGCUCUUUGAGAUACUUGGUUAUAAAAUGUUUGGUAGAGGGAAAAGGAAGAGGGUCUAGAAAAGUGAACUAAAAAUGUUCUCCUUGGUGUAGGAUCAUUGGGACAACCAGGAGCAAACCUGUGUGGGUACAGCUGCCCCUGUGGGUGGGAGGACAUGGGGACUUGACCGCUUUUGUUCCGAAAGGGCCAUGCCAGAGCAGUCAGACAUCCCCGUCGGGCUCUGCAUCCGGAGAGGGACACGAGGAGCCUCCGCAGUGUCCUCACCUCUGUCCUUACAGCCUCAGCCUCAUUUUUGACUAGAUACCACCUCACACUCACUGGCCCACGUGCUAGACAUACUUGCCAGUAAGUUGUGUAUUUGGAUGCCAUCGUCCCUGGGAGCCUGGGUGUCACAUAACAGGUUUAGUGUAUGUAUUUGCAGACAGCAUAACCCUGUAAAGAUGAAAAGCAGAAUAGGUAAGGUCUGACUUGGGAAAAGAGGAGGAAGUGCCAAUUGGGGUGGAGUGGGAAGGGACAUGGAAGCCAGAGUGUAGGGAGUUGGCUGUACAUAAGAAUCACCCGAGGAGUUUUUAAAAUUCCCAAUGAUAUUGAAGUCUCUCAGAGUGGGAACCAAACAUCAGUAUUUUUAAAGCCCCCAGGUGGUUUCAGUGUCCAGCCAAGGCUGAUGACCACUGCCCCAUGGCCAAUUCAGGAAGAAAUAUUUGUCUACCUUGGUUGGUGUCCAAGCCCCACUUCCAAGGGGCCAGGGAAGGCCGGAUGUAGGAGAUACGGUGUCAGCUGGAUUCAUAUUCCUUUUGUGUCACAACCCAAAACAAACGUUUUGUGCACAUUUCUGACCAGCCAGCGCCCCAUUAACUCUUAGCUCUUUUGUGAUCUCCUAUGCAACUUGGCCAGUAAUUAUUCCGAUUCAAACAUCUAGGUUUCGAUUAUCUUCUACAUGUGACAUCACAAAAUAUCAGAAAUAAUGAGAAAAUCAACAGCAUGUAAAGCUACAUGGAAAACCAACUCUCAGUAGUUUCAAAGUGGAAGUACUCAAACAGUCUUACCAAACCAGGUCCAGAUUUAUUACUCACUCAUCAUUUGGAGGAGAGAUGGAUACCAGGUAACAGUUCUGCUAUAGGUGUAUUUUAUUGGACGUGGUCUUAGCAAGGAGGGAGAACAAUUCUUCCUUUUUCAUUGUUAGCUCCGAGGACCACUUGGAUUCAUUUUCUUAGUAACUGGACAUGCAUUUAAAGGGAGAAGAAGGCCUAUAACUCACAUCUGGCCUCCAGGGCCCUGAAAGAGGGCUUUCACCUCCAGAAAGGGAGAGUCUGCCUAGCCAAGGCAACAACAUUCAGAACACUCACAAGACUUCUCUCCUACUGCUCCCCCGGGAACUGGCCCGCCCUUCUCAACUGCAAAGUCAGAAAGUAAACUAGGUGGUGGUUAUGGACAAGUGUACACAGGAUCAAAAUCUUUAAUAACCUAUAAUUUUUAGUACUUAAUUAUGUGAUGUUUUAUUCUAGGAAAUAAGAAACAGAUGAUAUCAUUGAUGUAUCUUUCUUUCAUCCUCAGAAUUUUUGCAUCUUUUCAGAAAAUGACAAAAUACUAUUUUUCUGUUUCACUCAGCAAUUGUGACUAUACUUAAAAUUCUUGUAGUCUGUAGAGAUAUCAAUAAAAUUGUAUAUGUUUGUA
Messenger RNA from Pipistrellus kuhlii (Kuhl's pipistrelle), 9666 nucleotides. It is a transcript of the gene STXBP5L, whose product is annotated as syntaxin binding protein 5L. NCBI's taxonomy places the organism in Eukaryota, Metazoa, Chordata, Mammalia, Chiroptera, Vespertilionidae. The record is from RefSeq and is a predicted model, not a curated record. Gene Ontology annotation, biological process: regulation of protein secretion; regulation of exocytosis. The coding region runs from base 672 to 4364 and encodes 1230 amino acids. Gene Ontology annotation, cellular component: cytoplasm; plasma membrane; SNARE complex. Gene Ontology annotation, molecular function: GTPase activator activity; myosin II binding; syntaxin binding. The transcript is spliced from 30 exons.